Malaclemys terrapin pileata is the source of this 2717-nucleotide messenger RNA. RefSeq names its product zinc finger protein 883-like. The transcript has 5 exons. Bases 335 to 2215 code for a protein of 626 amino acids. NCBI's taxonomy places the organism in Eukaryota, Metazoa, Chordata, Testudines, Emydidae. Gene Ontology annotation, biological process: regulation of DNA-templated transcription. Gene Ontology annotation, molecular function: DNA-binding transcription factor activity, RNA polymerase II-specific; RNA polymerase II cis-regulatory region sequence-specific DNA binding. The record is from RefSeq and is a predicted model, not a curated record.
UUGUAAACCUGUUAAACCUUCCUAAAUAAAUAGUUAGAGAAGAUUGUGAGUGGCCGAGGAGGGAACAUCUGUCCCUACAGUGGCGCUGCUAUCAAAGGGCCUGGGAGAAGCUCUGUUCAGCACCUUGGAGUCUACAGGCAGAAGGAGACUCGCAGCACUUGGAACCCUGUACCUGGAAGCACAGCACUGUUCCUCGCAUGCAGAAAAGGAAAUUGGAACGAAUGUGGAUUUGUCCCUAUUCCACAGCUAGCAUGGAAGAGUGCAUCAAAGGGUAGAGCACAAGUCAGAGGUGCAGGGAUCCCAAACUCACAAGACUCAACGCUCUUGUCAACCCAUGCCACCUACCUGCAGAAAUCAAGAAAGCUUCCAACACAUCCAUCUCCAGACAGGAGUGCACCUCCUUUCCUGCAAGAAGGUUGGUGGUGAUUGGACGUCUAACAUAGUGAAUGCCAGUGAAAAUGAGGCUCUGAUUCCACCAAGAUUUAUGCAAAUACUCAAUAUGGGAAGUUUUGGCAGGAUCUGGGUCUUCACUUGUAAGCUCUCCAAAGCACAGACUAUCUCAACAGCUGCCAAAUUUGGUACCGCUCCAUGUGCAACAUUUUAUAAAAAUGGGAUCAUGAGUGAGAAGGAGGCGGAGAGCCCUCUGCAGGGAGGUCCUGAGGAAGAGGGUAGACCCAAAGGGAACAUCCCCCAGGAAGUUGGCUCAGACAGUCCUGGCGGGUCGGAGUUGCUGGGGGGAAACAACAGAGAGCAGCAGCCCCUGGGCAGAUCCCCGCUCUGGGGGAGAGGGCUCCAAUUCAAAGAGAAACGCUACAACUGCACUGACUGUAACAAGAGCUUCAGCCAGAGCUCCCACCUCAUCCGGCACCAGGGCACCCACACUGGCGAGCGCCCCUACAAGUGCUCUGACUGUGGGAAGAGCUUCACCCAGAACUCCAACCUCGCCCAGCACCAGCGGGUGCACACAGGCGAGCGCCCCUACCAGUGCCUUGACUGCGACAAAAGCUUCACCCAAAGCUCCCACCUGACGGAGCACCAGCGCGUGCACCAGGGUGUCAAGCCCUACAAGUGCACCAACUGCAACAAGAGCUUCAGCCAGAGCUCCCACCUCCUGCGGCAUCAGGGCACCCACACGGGCGAGCGCCCCUACAAGUGCCCCGACUGCGGGAAGAGCUUCAGCCAGAACUCCAACCUGGUGCAGCACCAGCGCAUCCACACGGGUGAGCGCCCCUACAAGUGCGGAGAGUGCGGGAAGAGCUUCAGCUGGAGCUCCAACCUCAUCGAGCACCAGCGCGUGCACACGGGCGAGCGGCCAGACAAGUGCCCCGACUGCGGGAAGAGCUUCACCCGCAGCUCUGCGCUCAUCCAACACCGGCGCAUCCACAAGGGGCUGAGGCCCUACAAGUGCACACAGUGCGGGAAGAGCUUCAACAAGAGCUCCCACCUCAUCCGGCACCAGGGCACCCAUGCCGCUGGAGAGCUGCCCUGCACGUGCGCCAGUUGUGGGAAGAGCUUCACCCGGAGCAUCCAGCAGAGGCCACGGCCACACCACUGUGCUGAGUGUGAGACACGCUUCUCCCGCAUUGCUGGCAGCCAGCCGCGAGCUGAUGUGGCAGUGAAGCCCUACAAGUGCGGGGAAUGUGGUAGGAGCUUCGGGCGCAGCUCAUAUCUGGUGCAGCACCAGCGUAUCCACACGGGCGACAGACCCUACAAGUGCGGGGACUGCGGGAAGGGCUUCGGGGUCAGUGCCCACCUCACCCGGCACCAGCUCAGCCAUGCAGGUGACCGGCCCUACCGAUGUCCCCAGUGUGGAAAGACCUUUGGGGAGAGCACAAAGCUGUUGAGCCACCGGCUGAGCCAUGCGGGUGAGCGCCCCUACCAGUGCCCUGACUGCAAGAAGAGCUUCUGCAAAAGCUCCCACCUGGUCAGCCACCAGCGCACCCACACUGGAGAGCGGCCCUACCACUGCACCAUCUGUGGCAAGAGCUUCUGCCAGAGCUCCCACCUCAUCCGACACCAGGGCACCCACACGGGGGAGCGCCCCUACAAGUGCUCCGACUGCGAGAAGAGCUUCACCCAGAGCUCCAACCUCGCCCAACACCAGCGCAUCCACACAGGGGAGCGCCCCUACCAAUGCACUGACUGCGGGAAGAGCUUCAGCUGGAGCUCCAACCUCAUAGAGCACCAGAGAACCCACCUAGCACAGAAACCCUGAACAUGGGGCUGGCCAACGUGUCUGUUUGCUGAGAAAGCUCCCAACAUUGCAAUAAACAGCAUGGGGCCAGCAGGACACUUAAUAGGGGGAGAAAUUACUGAGUGUACAAUGCUGAAGACUAGAAACCUUCCCCAGGAGUUAGACUUCACACUGCCAGCCUCGCCUGUUGCAAGAUCCGGGAGAUGAUCCCACUUGCCACAGGAGCUAAGGAACCUGUAAUAAGGCAAGUCUAAGGGGGUCUAACUUAUGCAUUCUUUCAACCUCAUAUGGACAGGCUGUCUACAUAGACACUGGCAGACAGACUGCAGGCCAUUUCAGUCCCAUGGGCAGCUCCCUAGCAUUUGUUCCUUCUUUUUGUCUGUUCUGGCCAGACUCCAUCCCAGGAUUUUAAUUCCUGUUGGACACCUAGAUUCUAUUCCCAUUUUUUAAAAUUUGCUUUUAAUACUAUAUUUCCUGUUGUAUUGCAGUCUCUCCCCAUAUGAAAUAAAACCUGUCCAGCAUA